AAAUGGUAGGUUCCGAAUUGGGGCGUUUACCACAUUUCCGAACCCACCGUAAAUAUUUUCCCAUAUGACUUUUUUUAUCUUCUUUUUUUUUAACCACUUGCAUGUUUUAUUUCUCAUUCUUGGUUUGUAUUCUAGUUCAAAAACUCUUUUUGCAUUGAAAAUUAUCAAUGAUCUUAUAUAAUCAUAAUCCAAGAUUUAUCUAAAAUUCGUAAGGAAAUAUUUUGCUGUAAAAGAAAGGGGUGGGCUGCUUUCAAAACGUUAAUAUCAAAGAAAAAAAAAGGAAAACAUUGACUUUUGACUGAUACUAAUCCCGCCAAAAUUCAAGCUUUAAACAAAUGUUUUCCACCAAACCUACCACACAACACAAACUGAUAUAAAAAGGCCAACUUCGAUUUCAUCGCAGAAAGACACACACCACUUUCUGAGAACCUGAGAGAUCGAGAUCAUGGAGAAUAUCUUCUGCUGCUGUGGUGGAAGAAGGCGGAGGAGCAAUGUUCCUCCGGAGGCGACGGAAACAACUCCUCCUCAACCACAUCCACCCAAGAUUCCAGUUAAUCAAUCUGUAUCCUCAGCCGCGACGUCGUAUUAUCCGCCGGGAACUAUGUCGAAGCCGUACGAUCAUCCGAUGCCGCCGCCUCGUGAUGUCGUGGACGAGAACCCCGUCACGAUUCGCAACGACACUAAUCUGAUGAAGGAGACUCUGAGCCUCGAACCGGACCCGGUUAACCCGGGUCGUCUUCUCGUUGCAUUCACGUUUGAUGCACUCGUCUCCGGAAGGAUCACAGUCGUUUUCUUUGCAAAAGAAGUCCCAGAGUUCCAGCUCACAGCAACAAAGGCAGACACUUUGCAGCCAAUCACAUUUGAUUUUGAGAAAGGACUUGAUCAGAAGUUCAUACAACCAUCUGGAACCGGUGUGGACUUAUCGGCGUUUGAAGAUUCAGAGCUAUUCAAGGAGGCAGAAACAGAUAUUUUCCCGCUGGCAAUUAAUCUGGAGGCAGCUCCAGAAGGAGGAAAGUCAUCUAGAUGCAUGCAGAUUACGCAAGUGACUUAUGUGAAGGAGGACGGUGAGAUUAAGCCAAGUGUGAUCAAGCAGUUCAUAUCGGUGAAUGGGACCAGGUAUGAGUUGCAGGAUAUUUAUGGGAUUGGGGACGCUGUUGAUGAGAAUGCAAGAAAGGAAUGCGUUAUCUGCUUGUCAGAACCACGCGAUGUGCUGGUUCUUCCUUGCAGACACAUGUGUAUGUGUGUCGGAUGCGCUAAGGAGCUAAGGUUUCAGACAAAUUUGUGUCCGGUUUGCAGACAACCUGUAGAGAGGCUUUUGAAGAUUCCGCUAAAAUAUUAAAAGCAGUGGAAGAAAUGGAGAUGGAGAUGAACAAAAUUAUUUAAGCAAUCAACUUGUGUUUUGUAAUAAUUAUGCAACAUUAUGAUCAUAUAUCUUUAUAUUCAUCAGAUCCUUUCAUAUUUUUUUGGUACUAUGCUCAUAAAUCCCAUUUGUGUUUUACUAAUUUAUAGGUCUAGUUCGGUUCGGUUUCUUUCAAAUUUGGUUAGAAUUGAACUAUAACUAAUUCUGAAAUCGCUCCAAAAUACUUCUAAGAAACUUUAAAAAUUAACAAAAAUACUCAAAGAUAUAAAUUAUUCAAAAAUGUAAUUAAAGCUAAUUAAACUACCUAAACUAACUAAAAGAUAUUCGAAAUAACGAACAUGAAAAUACCAAGCUCUUAAAUCCCAUUCGAUAUUUUUGUAUAACGGUUUGGGUAUGAGACAUAUUUUAUAUACACUAAAUAAUAUAAUAAAACUAAUAUAAAUGUUAAAUUUGAAAAACGAUUGUUAAUGUAUAUAGACUAAAAUCAAGUAUUUUUCUUAUUUUAUAAAAAUAUAUUUUAAAUAGAAAAAUCUAAAAAAUAAAACUUUUUGUAAAUUAAUAACUCUAUAAAUUAAUAAAAUACCAAAGUCCCAACAUUAUUAAUUUAUAGAGUUUUUACUGUCUUUAGGAAUAAAAAAAAAUUAAUAUCAAUUUUAUUUAUCUAUAUAUAUUAGAAGAAAAAUAAAUUAAAAUAUCCACUUAAACCAUAAAAUAUUAUUAUGGUUUGGGUAACUUGCCCUCUGGGUCGUACCAGUGUAAGAUCGUAUGUAUCUAAAUUUCUUAAAAAAAGAUUUUGUUAUAUAAGUGGUGGGAUACUUUCUAUAACCAAAUUAUUACAAAUUUAAAAUAUCAAAGAAAAAAACAGACUUUGACUUUGAAUGAUACGUAGUCCCGCCAAAGUCAAACUUUACACAAAUGUUUUCCACCAACCACACAACACAAUUAAUAUAAAAGCCGAACUUCGAUUUCAUCGCAGAAAGACACACCACUUUUUGAGUCUUACAUCACUCAGUCAUGGGGAAUAUCUUCAGCUACUUCACCACAGGAUGGGGAAGCAAUGUUCCUCCAGCGACGGAAACAACUACUGUUCAACCACGAUCACAUUCAGCGACAAAAACAACUACUGUUCAACCAAGAUCACAUUCACAGAGUGUAGUUAAUCAGUCUAUAUCCUCAGCCUCGAGGUCGUAUUAUUCGGCCCAUUCUUCCCCCAGAACAGAGUCGUAUCGUGGCGGAGCAAGGUGAAAUUAAGUCAAAUGUGAUGAAGCAGUUGCUAUUGGUGAAUGAGACCAGUUAUAAGUUGUAGGACAUUUAAUAAUAUCCAAACUUUAUGACAUGUAAUGUAAUAUUAUGCAACUUUGUGAUCAAACUCGUACUUUUAUUUUAUACAAUCCUUCUUUGAUAUA
Molecule: messenger RNA, 2766 nt
Organism: Brassica rapa (field mustard)
Lineage: Eukaryota; Viridiplantae; Streptophyta; Magnoliopsida; Brassicales; Brassicaceae
Product: probable E3 ubiquitin-protein ligase LUL1
Biological process (GO): protein ubiquitination
Molecular function (GO): ubiquitin protein ligase activity
Source: RefSeq, a predicted model, not a curated record